Molecule: messenger RNA, 990 nt
Organism: Caenorhabditis remanei
Lineage: Eukaryota; Metazoa; Nematoda; Chromadorea; Rhabditida; Rhabditidae
Exons: 5
Coding region: 1-990 (329 amino acids)
Source: RefSeq, a predicted model, not a curated record
AUGGCUCAUAUAAACCAUGCGUAUUCGGAUACUUCCGGUAGCCAUCACAAUGGACAGGAUUCUCAUAGAAGAGGUCUAAACUCACUCUCUCCAACUUUCUUCAUCCGACCGAAAACCACCGGACUAGUUAGUCUGUUCAUCCAAACGGUUUUAUUGAUUGUCAGUGCCACUACAUCACUAUUCUUUUUCUAUCAUGUUGGUGGUUAUGAAUACACACAUUGGAACGAGAACUCUACUAUUCUGGAGCCCAUAAAUCAUAACAUCAAUCGUAACUCGGCCGGUGAAAUGGUAACCCCAAUGGUCUCAAAUGAUGGAAGUGAUUCCUUGGUAUCAACUGCUGAGAGAAAAUUGGACUUUCUCGAGAGAUCCUAUCUGUACAACGAUAGUGAUGGGGAAACUGUCAAUUUAUUGUUCGAUCCCGAGGAUAGCCCGAACUCUUUCAUUGAGAACGCAUCUUUUGGUAUUGAACAAGUUCCGUUGACCACUGUUAUUAUUGGGGAUGUCGAAUUCGACUGGUUAGAAGUGAUCCGAAUUUCCACCCUUGUGUAUCUUGCCAUAUGCGCUGCUUGGGUGAUCUCAGGCCUUCUGUUCAUUUGCACAAUUAGAAAGGAGCUAUUGGACACCGCGGUUCUCAACACUACUAUUCUUAUUUUGGUGGUCCUAUUUGAAGUUGCUCAUGCGGGACUUGUGACGUCUCUGUUAUUCUUUCAGAGAGAAAUGAGUUGGAGAACAUUAGCAAUCACAAUUGGAUCAGUUAUCAUUUUGUUCUGCUGCGCUUUCCUUGGUUUCGUAUGUGUUUCGUUGAACUGCGGUUGGAUAAAGUACAUUGAUUACAUGCACGGAAAGAAAACGUGUGCUAUUUGCUGCUUGUUCCGCUGUUGCGGCAAAUCGAAUGAGUCCGCGGAAGACGGUGUCGUAGGAAACGGAGCUCCCACCAAUGCUCGUCAAUACGAGAAUGACGUGCAAUUGGACCGUUUCGAUGCAUUCUGA